Molecule: messenger RNA, 1071 nt
Organism: Falco peregrinus (peregrine falcon)
Lineage: Eukaryota; Metazoa; Chordata; Aves; Falconiformes; Falconidae
Gene: CAPZA3
Product: capping actin protein of muscle Z-line subunit alpha 3
Biological process (GO): actin cytoskeleton organization; barbed-end actin filament capping
Cellular component (GO): actin cortical patch; F-actin capping protein complex
Molecular function (GO): actin filament binding
Source: RefSeq, a predicted model, not a curated record
AUGUCCCAAACCUUGCACCUCGCUUCCUCUCAGCACAGCACCCAGCCAGCGUUGCCCCGGCGCCAUUGUGAGGUCACAAACUGUGACCACCACCACUCCCCUCCACCCCUGCCACCAUCUUGUGCCUUUUCUCUCCAGUGCAAAGCAGCCCACAUGCCCUCUCCUUGCCUGAAAUCUCCCACCCUGUGGAUAGCCCUUACCCCCAGCAUGUGCACCAGGCAGGAGCUGUGUGAGCCAGAGAAGGUGUCUUUCAUUUGCAGCCUACUGUACCAGUCCCUUCCUGGGGAGUCUGGCCAGGCUGUCCCACAUCUCUCUGCUCAAGGCCUAGAUGACAAGCUGGUAAGGCAGGAGGCUGCCUGCAUGGGGCACAACAAGAACAUCGCCCCCCUCCAAAUAAACAGGCACUCUGUGCUACUGACCCACUGCAACAGCUUAGGGAGAAACUGUUUCUUUGACCGUCAGGACAAAUUCUCUUUUGAGUUUGACCACCUAUGUGGGGUAACCAGCAAACCCCAGCUGGCCAGUGUGUUGCCAGCUGAGGAGGAAGUGUGGUGAGAGGCCCUCCACAAGUGCUUGAAGGCCUACGUGAGUUGCCACGUUCCUCUAGGGAGCUGCUGUGUGUUCAAUAAAAUCCUGAAGAGGCAGCUGUUUGUGGCCUGCUCUGCGGCUCAUCAGUACCCACCUUCAAAUCAGUGGAACAACCUUUGGAAGUCAGACUGGACUUCUGUCCUGACUCCAUUUUCCACUCAUGUUACAGGGAUCUUUCUCCUCCAGAUACACUACCUCAGAGACGCCAGACUCCACGUAGCUGUCAGCAAGGCUGUGAGUGAGACGUUAAAUGUGAUAGACCAAAGUCUGUUUGCCACAGAUUUUGUGAAAUUUGUGAAAAUAAAGGACACCAAGUUUCAUAUUGCCAUCCUGAAAAACAUUCAGGCUUUGUCAGAGGAAAUAUGGGGGGAAAAUCUGCCAAGGAAACUACCUGUUACUUGCACUUUUAUGAAGUGGAAUAAAAUAUUGAAUGAGCAAUACAGAGGUGCCUCCAUGGUUAGUGAAACACACUAUUUUAUAUAG